GGGGCCGCGCGGCGGUGCUGGCCAAUGGGAAGUGUGGGUGUGGCGGCGGCGGAGCGGGGAGCGGCACCGGCCGGGCCCGAGAGUCCCCAAGGAUGAAUGGCUCCGAGCUCGCCAGCACCACGGCGUCCAAUCCCAAAUCCAAGGAGGAUCCGGCUGGGAAUGGGCACGAGGAGAAGGAGAAGAAUCCCUUCGCCGAGUACAUGUGGAUGGAGAACGAGGAGGACUUCAACCGGCAGGUGGAGGAGGAGCUGCAGGAGCAGGAGUUCCUGGAUCGCUGCUUCCAGGAGAUGCUGGAGGAGGAGGAGCGGGAUUGGUUCAUCCCGGCGCGGGAUCUCCCACAGGGAAUGGGGCAGCUCCAGCAGCAGCUCCACGGCCUCGCCGUGGGCGACGGACACGGAGCCGAGGACAUCCUGAGCAAAAGCAACUUGAAUCCAGAUGCCAAGGAAUUCGUUCCCGGAGUGAAAUACUGACCUUGGAAAUUCAGGAAUGGCCUGGCCAGAGACUGAUUCCCUGCUCCAGGGAAAAGUUGGGACAUGGGAAGAGCCCGGAGCAGCUCCAGCACCGGGAUCUGCUCCAGCUCCAAGUAUUUCUGGUUUUCCUUAGGUUGUUCUUUUUUUUUUUUUUUCCUGGCUUUUCCUCACUUUUUCUUGGCAGUUUUUGGCUUCCUGGGAUUUGCGGUGACCCCACCAGCGGGAAAAUCUUGGGGAAAAUCAUGGAAAAAUCAUGGGAAAUCAAUAGUGGAAAAAUCAUGGGAAAAUCACGGGACAAUCAUGGAAAAAAAUGGAAAAAUCAUGGGAAAUCAGUAAUGGAAAAUCAUGGGAAAAUCUUGGGAAAAAUAAUGGAAAAAUAAUGGGAAAUCAAUAGUGGGAAAAUAAUGGAAAAAUAACGGGAAAAUCACAGGAAAAUAAUGGGAAAAUAAUGGAAAAAUCACAGGAAAAUCAUGGGGAAAUAAUGGAAAAUCAUGCGAAAACCAUGGAAAAAUCAUGGGAAAUCAAUAAUGGGAAAUCAAUAAUGGGAAAAUAAUGGAAAAAUCACGGGAAAAUCAAGAAAAUGAUGGGAAAAUAAUGGGAAAUCAAUAAUGGAAAAAUCAUGGGAAAAUCAUGGGAAAAGCACAGUGAAAUCAUGGAAAAAUAAUGGAAAAAUCAUGGGAAAUCGAUAAUGGGAAAAUCAGAGAAAAAUAAUUGAAAAAUCACAGGAAAAUCAGGAAGAUAAUGGGAAAAUAAUAGGAAAAUCACAGGAAAAUCACAGAAAAAUCGUAGGAAAUCAAUCGUGGGGAAAUCAUGGAAAAAUAAUGGGAAAUCAAUCAUAGAAAAAUAAUGGGAAAUCAGUCGUGGGAAAAUCAUGGAAAAAUCACAGGAAAAUAAUGGAAAAAUCAUGGGAAAUCAAUAAUGGGAAAACCAGAUUUUCCAGAUUUUUAGGGUUGGGAACUGGAUUUUCCAUGAUCUUUUGGAAUGUGAUUUUCUGGAAUGUGAUUUUCCGGAAUGUGAUUUUCCCUGAUUUUCUGGAAUGGGAUUUUUCUGGAAUGGGAUUUUUCCUGCUGGAAGUGAAGGGUCCCAAAGGUGCGAUCCCGAAAUCCCUCCAUACGGAAGCUGAGCAGGGGGAUCCUGCCAAUUCCAGAGGUUUUUUUUUUAGGGAAACCUGGAUUUCCCCAAAUUCCUCUUCCCCUUAAGGAAUUCCUCAGCUCAUCCAACACUACAGCCCCAAUUCCUCACGGGUGAAAAUCCAAGGAAAACGGAAUUCCUGGCGGAGAGGAGAGGGAUCCUCUGUUGGGAUGAGGGAUAUUAUGGGAUGUGGUGGGAAUAUCCUGAUGCUGAUCCCUUUUCCAAGGAUCCUGGAGUGGGAUCUGUGUCUCCAUCAGAAUUUGAUCCUGGGAAUUUCCUUCCCCAUCCAUGGGAGCUGCAGAUCCCUAAUUCCCAAAUUAGGGAAGGCUCAUAAAUCCAGGGAAACCAGGAGCUCCUUGGGAUUGGGAAUCCCUGUCCAAGGAAAUCAGGAACUUUUUGGGAUUGGAAAUCCCUCUCCAAUGAGAGCAGGAUCUUCCCAAGGUCAGAAAUCCGUAUCCAAGGAAAUCCAGAAUUCCUUGGGAUUGGGAGUCCCUAUCCAAGGAAAUCAAGAACUUUUUGGGAUUGGAAAUUCCUGUCAAAGGAGAGCAGGAACUUCCAAAGGUCAGAAAUCCCUAUCCGAGGAAAUCAGGAACUUUUUGGGAUUGGAAAUCCCUCUCCAGGAAAAGUGGAAGCUUCCCAAGGUCAGAAAUCCAUAUCCAAGGAAAUCAGGAAAUUUUUGGGAUUAAAAAUUCCUGUCCAAGAAGAGCAGGAACUUCCCAAGGUCAGAAACCCUAUCCAGGGAAACCAGGAAUUCCCUGGAAUUGGAAAUCCCUAUCUAGGGAAUGCAGGAGGUUCCAAAGGUCAGAAACCCUAUCCAAGGAAAUCAGGAACUUUUUGGGAUUGGAAAUCCCUGUCCAGGGAAAUCAGGAACAUUUUGGGACUGGGAAUCCCUAUCAAGAGAUAUCAGGAACUUUUUGGGAUUGGAAAUCCCUCUCCAGGAAAAGUGGAAGCUUCCCAAGGUCAGAAAUCCAUAUCCAAGGAAAUCAGGAAAUUUUUUGGAUUGGAAAUUCCUGUCCAAGGAAAUCAGGAAAUUUUUGGGAUUGAAAAUUCCUGUCCAAGAAGAGCAGGAACUUCCCAAGGUCAGAAACCCUAUCCAGGGAAAUCAGGAACUUUUUGGGAUUGGAAAUCCCUGUCCAAGGGGAGCAGGAACUUCCCAAGGUCAGAAACCCUAUCCAGGGAAUUCAGGAACUUUUUGGGAUUGGGAAUCCCUGUCCAGGGAAAUCAGGAACAUUUUGGGACUGGGAAUCCCUAUCAGAGAUAUCAGGAAGUUUUUUGGAAUUGGAAAUCCUUCUUCAGGAAAAGUGAAAGCUUCCCAAGGUCAGAAAUCCCUAUCCAGGGAAUUCAGGAACUUUUUGGGAUUGGGAAUCCCUAUCUAGGGAAAGUGGGAGCUUCCCAAGGUCAGAAAUCUGGAUUGAAGGAAAUCCGGAGUUCCUUGGGAUUGGGAAUCCGUGUCCAGGGAAAUCAGGGAUGUUUUGGGAUUGGGAAUGUCUAUCCAGAGAUAUCAGGACCGUUUUGGGAUUGGAAAUCCCUACAGAGGAAAAACGGGACCUGCUUGGGGUUGGGAAUCCCAAACCAGAGGAGCUUUCCAGGCUCCCUUUUCCAGGGAAAUGGGAUCUGCCAGGCUGGGAAUCCCGGGAAAGCAGCACCAUCAGCCCCAUUCCUGCUGCUCAUCCAUGAAAAUUCCCAUUCCAAGCAGCGGGAACGGGGCUGAGCUCAUGGAAUUCCCACCCUGCAAACCCCAUUUGGGGCCGUUUUUUGGCCGGGCAGGACGGGAUCCAUCCCCUGGAGCAAUCCCACAUUCUCCCCUCCUCUUUUUCCCAGUUUUCCUUGGAUUUCUCCCCCAGUUCCCUCCUUUCCCCGCCCCACCAAGGCUGUAAAUUUCGGACGAGGCGUUAUCCCAAAUAAACUUUUUUUGGAAGGGA
This is a messenger RNA of Taeniopygia guttata (zebra finch), 3523 nucleotides long. It is a transcript of the gene PAIP2B, whose product is annotated as poly(A) binding protein interacting protein 2B. Gene Ontology annotation, molecular function: mRNA regulatory element binding translation repressor activity. Gene Ontology annotation, cellular component: cytoplasm. NCBI's taxonomy places the organism in Eukaryota, Metazoa, Chordata, Aves, Passeriformes, Estrildidae. Gene Ontology annotation, biological process: negative regulation of translational initiation. The record is from RefSeq and is a predicted model, not a curated record.